AUGAAGUGGAAGUCGCUUGCUUGGCCUUAUGUCAAAGUGAACUUUGAUGCAACCUUUCAAAAAGAAGAGGGAAGGAUGGGUUUGGGUGUCAUCAUCAGAGACUCAAUCGGUAGGGUACAAGCAAUGGUGACAGGCCCAAAGGAUCAUAUCUCCUCAGCUGCCCAAGCUGAAAGUGUUGCUCUUCUUAGAGCUAUGGAUCUUUGCACAGAGCUUGGCUUCAACCAAGUUUGUUUUGAAGGAGAUGCUAAGGCAAUAAUGGAUGCAGUAAACUCUAAAGGUGAAGACAACUCGUGGAUUGGCCAAAUGAUAGAGGAUAUGCAACUGUUAAUAAGAAGGAAUCAAGCUUGGAGUCUGAGGUUUGUUCAAAGAACAGUAAACAGAGUUGCUCAUAAGUAG
This is a messenger RNA of Juglans microcarpa x Juglans regia, 396 nucleotides long. RefSeq lists its product as uncharacterized. The record is from RefSeq and is a predicted model, not a curated record. The coding region runs from base 1 to 396 and encodes 131 amino acids. The transcript has a single exon. NCBI's taxonomy places the organism in Eukaryota, Viridiplantae, Streptophyta, Magnoliopsida, Fagales, Juglandaceae. Gene Ontology annotation, molecular function: RNA-DNA hybrid ribonuclease activity; nucleic acid binding.